Molecule: messenger RNA, 2337 nt
Organism: Pyricularia pennisetigena
Lineage: Eukaryota; Fungi; Ascomycota; Sordariomycetes; Magnaporthales; Pyriculariaceae
Exons: 2
Coding region: 1-2337 (778 amino acids)
Biological process (GO): protein polyubiquitination; positive regulation of proteasomal ubiquitin-dependent protein catabolic process; ubiquitin-dependent protein catabolic process
Cellular component (GO): ubiquitin ligase complex; cytoplasm
Molecular function (GO): zinc ion binding; ubiquitin conjugating enzyme binding; ubiquitin protein ligase activity
Source: RefSeq, a predicted model, not a curated record
AUGUCCGGCAACGGAGAUGGUGGUUUCAAGCCCACCUGGAGCUUUGCAGGCCUUGGAGCCGGCACCGCAGCGUCCACAACUAGCCGGGGGUCGAGGCGUACAUCCACAGGUACCAGAGGAGGAAGAAGCAGCCCGACACCAUCGGCGGCACCUUCACAGAGAAGCGUGGCUUCCAAAUCAACCCGCCGCACAUCGCAGCGAUCCACGACUGCGGCUUCGUCUUCCGCCUCGACUUCUACUCACAAACCGAGAAACCAGCCCGGGGAAGAUGCCGAUGAGAAAACCAUCACGGGUCGGCGACGCCUCACUGCCAAAGGGGGCAAAAGUGGCACACGAGAGUGCGCCGUCUGCACAGAAGAAGUCCCAGACUCGGGCUUUCCCACCAGGGCCAUCACCAGCGCCUGCAGCCACGGGAUAAACACCUGCAAGACCUGCCUGGAGACGUCGAUCCGCUCCGACAUGAACAACAAAUACUGGAAUCGCAUAUCCUGCCCCGAAUGCGGCGCCUCUCUGAUCCAGGAAGACGUGGAGCGGCACGCAGACCCGGCAGCCGUCGAAAAGUACCGAAAGCUCAAGGAGAACGCCGACCGGCAGGCGUUGCCCAACUUUCGCUGGUGCGCCGCGGGCUGCGGCGCCGGACGGGAGCACACCGGCGGGCCCAACCAGCCCAUGAUGAUCUGCCAGCAAUGCAACGCCAGGUCUUGCUUCAACCACGAAAGCCGCUGGCAUGAAGGGUUCACGUGCAGGCAGUGGGACAAGGUCACCGAGCCGGACGACGAGUCCGUGGCGUCGACAAGAAGGGCUCCCACUGUGGCACGAUCUGAGGCAUCUUCCACAAGGGGCUUACCGGGUGCUGCGUCUGACGCUUCUUCGAGGCGGGUGGCACCCAUGGCGGCGUCCGCGUCUUCCUCCUCUCAAAGGACGCCUCCUAUAACAACCCCGGCUGUAUCAUCGCGAGCAUCCGUACGCUUAACCAGUACAAGGACCACAAGCGCAUCAACACGAAGCACCGUGUCUGGAACAUCAAGUCUGCCGAGAGCAACAUCGCCGACACCAAGCCAAAGUGACUCGAGAACCGUCCGUUCUGCACCAACCUCAGCUGUCUCGUCUGCCAGCCACAUCUCUCGCCGCACACAAGGCAGCAGCAGGACUUCAAGGCUAGGAAAUUCAUCAGACCGCCAGCUCACCGAAAGGAGGCUGAUCUCAAUCCGAGAAGAGGAGGAAGCAACAAACAUAAAGUUCAGUAUGGAGUUGGCCAAAAGGCUACAGCUAGAAGAAGACAAAGCCACCGCAAAAGUCUACGAGGACGAAAGCCUAGAGAUGGCGCGGCAGCUUGCCGCCGAGUUUGCGGCCGAGGAGGAUGCCAGCCGGGAGCAGCUCAGCCUGGGCCUCGCACGCCGGAUGCAGGAGGAGUGGGCCGCCUUGGACGAGGAGGAGAGAGAAAAGAGCAGCGCAAGCAUGGCGCGCCGCCUGCAGGAGGCAGAAGAGGCGUCCCUAGUGAACACGGACUUUAUGAUAGCCCAACGGCUGCAGCAGGAGGAGCAGGCAAAAACCCGCCGCGGAGACGAGGCCGGCAGCCAGCACUGGUAUCCUGAGCUCCGCGGCGGUGGCAUCUCUCUGAGCCGGCCGCGGUCGCCAAGGCACAGAAGGGACAGCCGAGGACGCGGCCGCGACCAGGAGUCCCGGCAUCGCUCCGGCAGAGAUCACGAGACACGACACCGCCAUGGACAGCCGGGCUCGGUUGACCACGAUCGUCCGCACACGCGGCGGGAGGGGCGAGAGCGCCAAGACGCCCACGAAUCUCGGCGGCUUUACGAACAACACAAACAGGAAUGGGAGAGGCGCGCUCGCAGAGAAGAGCAACUCGGGGCACAGAGACGCCAAGACGAAGAAAAAGAGAAACGUGAACAAGCGUCCCGGAGGGAGGAGGCACUGAGGGAGCAAAAGAGAGAAGAGCUGGCGGCUGCCGCGGCCGAGCGAGAGCGGGUGCAGCAGACAGCAGCUGCUGAGAUGAAGAGCAGGAGAGAGGCUGCACGGGCCGAGAGGGCGCGCAUGGCGGCCGAGCGAGGCAUCUACCAGCCCACUUCUGGUGCUGAUCAAGCCUAUAUGCAGACCGACGCUAUCCAAGAGGCCAAGAAGAGACGCAAGCAAGAGCGGGCCAGCCAGGCGGCUAUCAAAUCGCUGUCGAAGCCUUGCCCUGAGUGCAAGUUUGAUACUUUUAAAGCUGAAGGAUGCGAUCACAUUACCUGCAGCGCUUGUCAGAAUCAGUGGUGCUGGGUCUGCCGAUCCGCCUGGACAGAUAUGGGCUGUUCAAAUCUGGGCUGUGCUGGAGGAUAA